CAAUAAAAACAAACCAAAAGAGCAGAUAUCAGCUCUCUACCCUCCUCCAGGCUUCUCCUUCCUUGCCCUUCCCCACCAUUCCCCAGAGCCAAAAAAACUAACACAGACAUUCUCAUUCCCUCCUCCCCAGAUCGAUAAACACCAUGCUGGAAAAGCACAAGGACGACAGGAAAUCACCAGGAGCCUGGAGAGCAACGAAAGAUGGAUUCGGAAAUGGCACAUCCACCUCCUUCUUCCCUAAAGACCACCCUUUCCCUUUCCUCACCAGAAAGUUCCUUCAAUGGACCUUCUACCUCCUCCUCCCCUUCAUCGUUUUCCGCUUCUACUUUUACCCUUCUCCUCCACCUUCCCACCUCGCGAUUCCCCUCUCCUCUCUUCCCGUGAACUCCUCUCCUUCUUCCUCCUUCCCUCCUCAACUGCCAGAGGAAGAGAUGAUUCUGAGCAAGGAAACGGCAUGUGACUACACCCAAGGUAAAUGGGUCCCUGACAAAAUGGGUCCUCUCUACAACGGCACAACCUGCGGGACAAUCAAAGACGGCCAGAAUUGCAUGUCCCAUGGAAGGCCCGACCUAGGUUUCCUCUACUGGAGAUGGCAGCCGCAAGACUGUCAGCUUCCGAGGUUUGAUCCAAACGAAUUUCUCCAAUUUUUUGCUGACAGGCACAUCGCCUUUGUGGGCGACUCCAUGGCCAGGAACCAGCUGGAGUCGCUGGUUUGUAUGCUAUCCUCUGUUUCCCCUCCCAAUCUCGUCUACAAAAAUGGCGACGACAACAAGUUCCGGAGAUGGCAUUUCGCUUCCCACAACGCCAGUGUCUCCAUUUACUGGUCUCCUUUCCUCGUCAAGGGCGUGGAGAAGUCGAAAAACGGGCCGGAUCAUAACGAAUUGUAUCUCGAUCGAAUCGACGAGCGGUGGGGGAAGGAUUUGGAUGGGAUCGACACGAUUGUCUUGUCAAUUGGGCACUGGUUCUUGCAUCCUGCGGUUUACUUGGAAGACGGCAAGGUACUAGGUUGCCACUACUGUCCUGGUCUGAACCAUACCGAAAUUGGGUUCUAUGAUGUGCUGAGGAAGGCAGUCAGGACCACAGUCAACACCAUCUCCGAUAGAGGAGAUGGGAUUGAUGUGAUCCUCACCACGUUUUCGCCAUCUCACUUCCAAGGCGAUUGGGACAAGUUCGGUGCUUGUCCCAAGACCGAGCCUUAUGGCGAAGGGGAGAAGCUGCUGGAAGGGAUGGAUGCUGAUAUGAGAAAGAUCGAGGUCGAAGAAGUUGAAUCAGCCAGACUUGGAAUCGGUGGCAACCAGAAGAAGGUGAGAUUAGAGGCAUUGGAUGUGACCAGACUGUCAUUGAUGCGGCCCGACGGCCAUCCGGGGCCUUACAUGUACCCUUUCCCAUUUGCUAAUGGUGUUGGUGAACGUGUUCAGAAUGAUUGUGUACAUUGGUGCCUGCCUGGCCCUGUGGAUACUUGGAAUCAAAUACUUCUGCAAGUGAUUAAGAGACUGAGGAGGCAAUAAAUCUCUUGUUGCUUGAGGUGUAGAUUGGGUUUAGUUGGUUGUCAUGUUCAUGCUCUCUGCUGAGAGCUGAUUUGUUAUUGUACAAAGGACAUCAAGUGUGUUUUACAGAAAUGCUGUCCAUUAUUGCCAGAGUUUCAGAUUCAUUGUGACUCGAUCCAGUUUUUGGUUCUAUGAACCUUGUCUAGUUGACGAGCGUCGAGCUGUAUUUUUUGUUUCUUGACUUUUUGAAUAAAUAAACAACAGAAAAGCCCCUGGCGGUUUGAGUACCUUGAUGUGUUGUUAACUGUUCUUCGCUGCUGCGUGCCUGUAGUGAACAUUAGAGGGAUUGACUUGAACGAGUCAAAAUUGCAGAGUUGAGAGUUUGUUGUAUAAUACUAUUUAUGGCUCACUGGAAUCUCAGAACCAAGAGGCGAAAUUUGUUAAACAACUCCAUCUGAGAGCUUGAAAGUCCAAAGGAAAACAGAAUCACUUAUUCCAAGUUGGAAUAAUAGGUUGGGGACUUGGGGUUGGGGAGACUUGACGAUGAGAAUUGAGCUGGAUGUCAAUCCAACCCGUAACCAUGGGUACCCUACUCGACUGUAACCGGUCAACGAGGGUAAUUACCCGCUUUGACGGGUCAAGGGGCGGGUACGGGUAAUACCUGGUUUCAAAAUAAAGGGUAGGGUACGGGUAUGGUAAUUGAUAAUACUCGCCCAUGAUACCCGCCCCGCUAAUCAAAUGGUCAAUUUUCCUUGAGAAAUUUAUUUUUGCUUGAGAAAUUGACGAUGAAGAUGUAGACGAUUAUUAUGUUUGUGUGGAUUGUAGAAGCAAGAACAAUUAUUAUGUGUUUGCUGUUAUUAUUUGUGUGGAUUGUUGAAACUAGAACAUUUACAAGUAUUGAGAAUUUUUAAUGGACAAAAGUAUGUAUGUGCAUAUAUGUGUAUAAGUUCAUAGUUUAGGAUUCGUACCCAUGGUUACCCGAAUACCCGUGGUUACCCAGUGAAUAGAGUAUGGUUAUAUAAUUUUCAUACCCGGUAGUUAUUUGGUCGGAUAUUUUAAAAUCUCUACCCAACGAAUUAAGAAUUGGUAUAGGGUAAACCCGCACCCUACCCUAACCAUUGCCAUCCUUCAGAUGGGGCCAUUGCCCUGGCGGGUUCGAGGUAUCCAAGGCUAAAAUGGCCGCAAUCAUUUUUCCAUAUGGCAAUGCCACUGAUUUCACAUUAUUGAACUUGAGAACCCAUUUCACAAGUUUUCAACUUUCCCGUCACAUGGGUAAAAAACGAUUAAUUGCAUCGGAUACCACACAAAUAUUGAUUUCGUUGCAUACUAAUGAUUUAAGUUUUUUUAGUUGCAAUUAAAUCACAUAAGUCGACUUCCGAUUGGACAGUUAUAUUUUACAUCCUUCUUAACAGUAGGUAUCAAAUUGUAAUUUUCCAAUCAAACUUAAAGGAGGUUUUGUUCUUCAACUUCAGGCUGAGCUAAGGAUAGCAAUAGGUCGGGUUGGGUCGGGUUUUGCCAAACCCUUAUCCGUAAAAAAAAUCCGGGGUUAAACUCACUGGGUUUGAAAAACUCAAACCCAACCUAACCCGCUGGGUAUCCGCGGGUUCAUGAGUACUCAUGGAUUUUUGUGGUAAAAAUUUACAAUAACAAGUUCCUAUCAAAAUAAAAUUCAAACAUUAAU
Linum trigynum is the source of this 3168-nucleotide messenger RNA. The record is from the annotation of a GenBank genome assembly. NCBI's taxonomy places the organism in Eukaryota, Viridiplantae, Streptophyta, Magnoliopsida, Malpighiales, Linaceae.